ACCGAUCUGCAGCAGCGGAGCAACUGGAAGGGGAUUUCUGAGAGGAGAAGAGACAACAGCUGCGGCGGUGCGAAAAUGCAGAGGCCGAACAAGACCAGAAAGGAGGAGGUCGUCACCAGAGAGUACACUAUCAAUCUGCAUAAACGAUUGCAUGGAUGCACUUUCAAGAAGAAGGCCCCUAAGGCCAUAAAGGAAAUAAGGAAGUUUGCCCAAAAGGCGAUGGGAACAAAGGAUGUUAGAGUUGAUGUGAAGCUGAACAAGCAGAUAUGGAGCAAAGGAAUCCGAAGUGUUCCGAGGAGGGUUAGGGUCCGCAUUGCCCGAAGGAGAAACGAAGACGAGGAUGCGAAAGAGGAGCUCUACUCUUUGGUCACCGUUGCUGAAAUCCCUUCCGAGGGGCUCUCAGGUUUGGGCACCACCGUCGUUGAGGACACCGAUUAGUUCAAUAAUAAGGUGCGUUUGUUUGGGACGAAUAUUCUCGUUUUGCAUUUGUCACACUCUAGUUGAUCUCUUGUUUUGACUGUUUUUUUGUUGUAUGGUUGUGCACUUUUAUCCACCUCUUAUAUUUCCAUCUUUUUCAUUCAAGUGGGGUUGUAGUUUUGCAUUUAAUAUACUCUGUAUGGCAGUGCCUUUAAUGUUAAACCUAGCUCGCCUCUUGGGGCCUAUUUGGGAAUAUCGUUAGAGGUUAGUGUUAGCGUUUUGAAAAUGCUAUUUAUGGGUAGCGUUUAGCGUUGGUGUUUUCAGAAUUAAUAUGUACGGUUAAUAAUUUAUUCCAAACGGG
This is a messenger RNA of Cuscuta campestris, 778 nucleotides long. The record is from the annotation of a GenBank genome assembly. NCBI's taxonomy places the organism in Eukaryota, Viridiplantae, Streptophyta, Magnoliopsida, Solanales, Convolvulaceae.